Molecule: messenger RNA, 2686 nt
Organism: Girardinichthys multiradiatus
Lineage: Eukaryota; Metazoa; Chordata; Actinopteri; Cyprinodontiformes; Goodeidae
Exons: 6
Coding region: 802-1788 (328 amino acids)
Source: RefSeq, a predicted model, not a curated record
GACAUCCGGACUGGGAGAUGUUGAGGCCGCAAGGAUAUCAGUGAUAGCAUUAUUUUACCUCAACAGUACCUACUGGAAUGUAAACAUGAAGUCAGUUGGUUCUGCUCAAACAGUCGGAUCAUUCCUUCUGUUCCUUUAUGUGACUCAAGCUGAAGUUGAUUAGUGAUCAGAGGGGAAAGGUUCUGACACACAGAGCCGUCUUUGUUUUCCUGCAGUUUAACCUAAAACACGUCAACCGGGUCCAGUCCAUCCUCACACAGGAUUUGCAUGUUGAUGGAAACAGAAAGCAAACAGGCUGCAGCUCAUUUUCAUUUAGUGCCUCAUGUUGGCGUUGGGCUGCAGAACUCCAGCUCUUCUCUCCCACGUUUCAGGAACCGGAACGAUUAGAAAGUUGUUUAGAAAUACUCGAUCCAACAGUGAAGGCGGUGAAUGUUGGGUCGAACACUCAGAUACAGAGUUUCUCUCCAGAAUCUGCCUCUGAACGUUUAUCUGAUUAUUUCCAAAAUGACCGAUCUGUUUAGUGCAGAUCUAAAAGCAGUCUGCUGAAACCAUCAGAACAUAAACUGGUGAGUGAGUUUUAUUUAUGAACCACAGUCCAAAUACUGCUGAUGAAUCCAGUUUGGGCCCAUUCAGCCUCAAAGUAUGUCAUCAACCUGACAUCAACUCCUAAAGCUGUAUUUAGCUGGAUCCAGGUGAGGCGCACAUUAGCUUUUAGAGGCAGAACAGUUCUAGAACCAGAUCUUUAUUAAAACACAAUGAAAAUGUAAGGUCCAGAAGUAUGGUUCCAGUAUCCCGUUCUUCAUGUUGUCUACUCAGGCAGAAGUGAAACAGAACUGGCAUGAACAGAACCAUGUGACUUGUAAUCUCCUAACAAACCAAUUGCUGUGGUGGAGCUCUCUGGUUCUGUCUCACUAUCUGAUCCGUCUGGCUUUAUUGAACAGAACACCUCCUUUCAGGUCAUCAGCAGGAAGCUUCAUGCACACCAGGUCCUCAAGUCAGGUUUCUUUGAUGAAUCUCAGAGCAUUGGUGUCAUUUCAGGGCCUGAUUGGAUCCGUCUGUCUCUGGGAAUUCUCCAUGGCUGCAGAGGUGACCAGGUUGUGGUUCCUGUCUUCAGGGCUUGUGGGCCUCUUCAUCAUCGUCCUCCUCCUCUCAAUCUUCCUCACAGCCAUCUGCCUCGACUGCAACAGACAUUCGUUUGAGCUUCAGGAUUCAGAGACAGAAAAACACCCAUCAGCUCUCAUCAGAGUGGUGAAGCUGGAGGAGGUGAAGGAGAACCCAAUGAUUGAAGAGAUCCAGAAGGAUGAGAAAGAGUUUCAUCCUAAAGGAGAUCCAGCUGUGUCGUUUAGUUCCUCACCGAGCCAGCAGGGGGAGCUGCAGACCCUCCCAGACCCAAAUCCUUCAGAAGGAACCUCGGUCACUCCCUGGAGGAGCCACAUGAUGGCGCCACAGAGCAGAGAUCUAAAUGGCUCCACCCCUCAAGCUUUAAAACACAUCAACCAAACCGCUGGAGAUGGACGGGGCAACAGCGGUGAAGCACUCUCACCAUCAGCCAAUCAUUUGUCAACACAGCUGCACUACAUCGCUCACUCUGAUGACAGAAACUUGGUUUAUGCUCGAGUCAGCAAGAAGCUUCGUUUGACCAACUCAACUGUUCCCACACCUGAGGAGGCAGAACCAAAGCUGGAGGAGGAGGAGCCAGAGGAGGAGAGGUCACCUCCACUGCCUGACAAGAGAACAUGGAUGGAGGACAGAAAGGAUGAAGGAGGCUCCAUGUUUAUCUCCAAAUAAACUCGAAACCUGCAGCUGUCAGCAGGAGACACUGCAUCUGAAAAGCUGCAGGUGUCUGAUUAUUAACUAAAGUUCAGCUGCAGAAGAUGAUCUUCAUGAUGAUUACACCACAACCUGUUUCAGCUUGGACAAUAAGAACUUUCAGAACAACAAUCUUCAGUGAGGAUCAUAGUGGACCUGAGUCCACAGAGUACCUCAGUCAGACUGUCUGGUACCACGCAAACAGCAGGUUCUAUCCAAACCGGGGACCAUCCUGAACCUCAAAAACUGAUUCUUGGUCAGACUGCUGCUGGCCCGGUCCAGAACAUACCAACAACAGCCUUACUGGGUCACACUGAGUUUCUGCACGACAACAGAUACAUCGCAGCUUAUGUUCACAUUAUGUGACUCAAACCAAUACAUUAGAUUAAAAUUGUUGUUUUCUUUGAAAACGUGUUCCCCACAUAUUUGAUUUUCUCCCAGUAAGAUUUGAUUGUGGGUCCUGCAGAAGUCAAAUAUGUUCUGGAUGAGAUGCUUCUCAGAUUACAUGUGAGUUUUCCUCAACUGGAAGCCUCGACCAAACAUGACAAACUAAAUGUGAAGUUGAAAUACUUAAGAAGGAAAAAUGUUGAAAAUGUAUCAUCAGUGGCUGAUUAGCAGCUUUAUGGAAAUUUGUCAGGCUGGAAAUGUUAGGAUUUGAAGGUGUUUGGUUUUGGGUUGUUUUCUGUUUAUGAUUGUUCAUGUUGUCCAGGUGGGGUUUUAGUUCAUUCCGUCAGGUUAAUUUCUUACUUUUUAUUUAGGGUAUGUUCUGUUACAUCUGUGAGAUUUUCCUUUGGUUAGAUUGUUUCUUGCAUCUAUUUUCAGGUAAUUCAUGUUUUGAACCUAAUAAAUUUCAUUCAGUCCAUCUGCACCAUGCCAA